Molecule: messenger RNA, 3757 nt
Organism: Sphaeramia orbicularis (orbiculate cardinalfish)
Lineage: Eukaryota; Metazoa; Chordata; Actinopteri; Kurtiformes; Apogonidae
Product: zinc finger protein 665-like
Exons: 3
Coding region: 55-2496 (813 amino acids)
Biological process (GO): regulation of transcription by RNA polymerase II
Cellular component (GO): nucleus
Molecular function (GO): DNA-binding transcription activator activity, RNA polymerase II-specific; RNA polymerase II cis-regulatory region sequence-specific DNA binding
Source: RefSeq, a predicted model, not a curated record
CUCUGCCGUGUUGUUGUCCGCUCUCUGCUCAGUCAGACGCCUCUCUCCCCCAGGAUGUCUCUGUUUGAAACCCCGUUGUCCUGCGGGGUCCGGGCCCUCUCCGUGUCGGUGUCGGAGGUGCUGGUCCGAGUCGGGGAGGACAUCCUGGGGCUGCUGGAGCGGAGGACCGGCAGCUGCGGGUCCGGAGGAGCCACAGGCCGCCUGCUCCGGGUGCUCCGGCCCCUGCUCACUGAGCGGCUGGCGGCAGCGGCGCACCGCAUCAUCGGGCUCCUGGAGCGGGAGCUGGAGGAGAGCCGGCGGCAGCUGGAGCGCCAGAGCCGGCUACUGGAAGCCGUCCUGAGCCCGGUGGUCCGAUUGCCCCGGGCCGACUCCAUCUGUCGAUCAGAUGAAAUCCGGCCAAUCCCGUCUGAUUGUAGCCCCGCCCAUAUAUCUGAAACCCCACCCAUCCCUACCUCAUUUUCUCCAGCUGAGACUGAUGAUGACUGGAGAGGCAGCGAAGACUCAAACAGUGAUAAACAGACCAUCAGACUGAGGAUAAGGGCCAGAGACAUGAAGAAGCCGGUGGUGGGGGUGGUUGAGUCUCACCGCUGUGUCAUCUGUGGGAAAGGUUUCAGACAUAAAAGGAAUCUGGUGAAACAUGUGGAGACGCACUGCGACAACCUGAACUGCCUAUGUGGAGUUUGUGGAGAAGACUCUGAAACCUCUCAUGAUUUGGUCCAGCAUCUGCACUUGCACAGAGAAAUGGUGAGCGGUGGCACAUGUGACAUCUGCGGGAAGAUGUUUCAGAACAUGGAGACUCACAUGAGGAGUCACACAGGAGUCAAACCGUACACCUGCGACAUCUGCAACAAAAGCUUCCCCCGACCAGGAGCCCUGAGGAGGCACCAGAAAAUUCACAGCAGGACUGAGGAGAACCGGGACCAGAGCCAGGACCAUGUCCAGGCCCUUCAACUAGAAACUCAUAAAGAAGUUGGAGAGGCAAACCGGUUUGAGGGAGAUCAAUGCAACACUGUUGACCCAAAAUCAGACACAGAUGGCAGACUGAGUAGUCAGAGGUCUAUGUGUUGUCGAGUCUGUGGAGACUCAUUCCACAGUAAAGGUUUCCUGAGGAAACAUGCUGAGAUGCACCUCAGUUCGUCUCCAAGCAUCUGUGGGGUCUGUGGUCAGCAGGUGGACUCUGCAGACCGUCUGCUGACCCACCUCCAGUCUCACAGAGUGAGUGGUGGCAUUUGCUCCAUCUGUGGAAAACGCUUCCAGAACAUGGAGACACACAUGAGGAGCCACACAGGCGUCAAACCAUACCGAUGUGUCAUUUGCGCCAAACGUUUUCCCCGACCUGGAGCACUCAGGAGGCACAAGAAGAUCCACACAGGAGAACGACCGCAUGUCUGCCAGCGCUGCGGGAAGGCAUUCAUUGAGAGCAGUGCACUGAAGAUGCACAGAUGCAGUCACACCUCUGAUGAACCAACACAUGGUCAGACCAAAGAACCAAACUGUCAGACAUCAAAUGAGACAAACUGUGAAACUGAAAAGACAAUCUGUGAGACCACAGAGAACAUAAACUGUCAGACUGCCAUAGAGAAGGUGGCUCAUGGCUGUAAAGUCUGUGGUGAAUUGUUUCCAUCAAAGGCUGGUUUGAGGAAACAUGCGGAGAGUCACUCAUCGGGGACGGAUUCUAUCUGUGGCGUCUGUGGAGAACAUUUGGCGACAUCUGAAUCACUGAUGGAGCAUCUGGACACUCACAGAGACACAGGCAAAAUCUGCCACAUCUGUGGUAAAACAUACCAGAACAUUGAAACGCAUAUGAGGAGCCACACGGGCAUCAAACCAUAUCGCUGCAAUGUCUGUGGUAAAACCUUCCCACGGCCCGGUGCCUUGCGGCGGCACCGGAGGAUCCACAGUGGAGAGCGGCCGUACAUCUGCGAGUUCUGUGGGAAGACAUUUGUGGAUAACAGCGCACUGACGACGCACAUCCGAAAGCACACCGGAGACAAACCGGCCAGUCGGGUGCCCUGUGAGGUGUGUGGGAAGAGUCUGGCAUCAGUGCAUGUCCUGGAGGUCCACAGGAGGAUCCACACUGGAGAGAAACCGUUCGAGUGCCAGCUGUGUGGGAGGGCCUUCAGACAGGUGGGAGGGCUGAACGCCCACAUGUUGACGCACACUGGCGAGAAACCAUAUGGCUGCAGCAUUUGCGGGAAGAGCUUCAGCACCAAAGGUUACCUGGAAACGCACCUGCGCUUCCACCGCAAGGAGCGUGCAUUUAGCUGCCACCUCUGCUGGAAGGCCUUCGUCACCAAGAACGACCUGAAGAAGCACCUGCUGACGCACAGCGGAGAGAAGCCAUUCAGUUGUCGAGUCUGCGGCAAGAGCUACCAGGAGAAACGCUCCAGAGACGUACACAUGAAGGUACACUCCAAUGAGCCAAUCAGGAGGCAGGAUGGUGACAAGCCAGUCAGGAGGGAGGAGGAUCUGCAGUGUGACCUCACGCAGCUGUGAAACUUGAACUGAAUGACUCUAAAGUGGACAUAAAUCACUGGACAAUAUCACUGGGGGUUGUUUGAUUCUUACCUUGAAUAAAUGUGGCAGUGAUGUAAAAGUUAUUAUUCAUCUGGAUUAAUUAAAACACUAGAGUGUAUUUCACUUUGUCUCCACCAGGGGACAGCCAUGUUUGAAAUUUACUAUUUUGAAAAAGUUAAUUUCUUGAGGUGAAACAUCAAAUAAUGCUCUGUUAUUCUGGCCUGAACGCUACAUAUUAAGUUAUAGUCAUAAUGCCAUGGACAUACUGGAAACAGGGAGUCCAUCUUAAGGGACAAACAUUUGACUGAAUUGAAGUUUACAUGAUGUGUUCUACAUAAUAUAGAAAUAACUGGUAAAUAUUCCCUUGGACCACAUAGUAGGCACAGGGAAGGUAAUUUAAAUAAUCUGUGGAACAUUCAGACCUCAAGUUGUGUAUGUGGCCACAGUAAAAAUCCCUCAAUCAACACUACUCGCAGUUUAAUAUUUAGUUUAUAAUUCAUUGUAAUAAUGAGAUAAUGUUAUUUUAUAUUGACAGGUAUGUUAAUUACAGUCAUCUUAAAGAUGGCUGCCCCCUGCUGGACAAAAAAUGAUAUACAAUCGAGUUUCCCAAUAAAUCCAGAUGAAAAAGAAGUUUCAUAUCAGUACAAGAUCUUACCCUUAGUAAAACUGUUCAGUAUUUAACAUCGACUUUAACUCUGACCUUUGACCUUUAAAGUGUAGUUUUAUGAGAAAGUUUCAACUCUGAACAAACCUUCCUGCUUUUAUUCCAUUGUUUACAUUCUAUCAAACAUUUUACUCCUCCUUUUUAGAGAUUUUCCAAAGUAAAAGCCUUGCAUUUGUACCUUAAAAUGACUUCCUUUCCAAAUAUUUGUGCUGCUGUAAAAACACAUUUUUGGGAAAAAUCUGACUACAAACAGGUUUUAGAUAUGAAAUUUGAAUGUCUUUAUAUUUACACAUUACACUGAAAACAAGAAAAUUCUGUUCUUUAUACUUUUUGCAGUUAAAUAAAUGUUCUAACAAAAGAGUGAAUAAGAGUUUAGUUUUUAUUUUAAGAAAUAUGUCAUUUCUCUGGAAAUGGGGUUCAUACUGUUGUUUCAUUGCUUUGACUCAACAGAUAUUAUGUCUCAUCAGGGCAAUUAACACUGUCUUUAAACUCACCUCUGCAGAUGUGUGUUGUUUUAUAAUGAUGAAGUCAACUCGAGCAGAACAUUCUUUAAACUAAAGCCUCUUCAUUACCAGA